Messenger RNA from Populus nigra (black poplar), 1337 nucleotides. RefSeq lists its product as uncharacterized. The transcript has 4 exons. The record is from RefSeq and is a predicted model, not a curated record. Lineage: Eukaryota; Viridiplantae; Streptophyta; Magnoliopsida; Malpighiales; Salicaceae. Bases 195 to 692 code for a protein of 165 amino acids.
CAGUUGCGAGAGAAACUUGGAAGAGAAGAACCGGCCGUUACCCAGCGUUUUCUUUACAAUUCGAAGAGUCUAUCGCGCGGCAUGGACAUUAUUUCGCGCGACUCCAUUCUGUCAUAUGUAGUUACCCAGCGGAUUUUUCUUCUUUUAUUUAAAAGUACUUCUUCUAUACACAAUCAUAGCUUCUUGAAUUUCCGAUGAAGAUGACUUACGGUUUACUGGAUAGCAUGGUUCCCCACUACCUCCCACUACAACACGACUCAACAGAGGAAACAAACAUGCUGACCGUACUGCCUCAACAUAUGUUGGCCCAACCAGGAGUACCACAGCAUGGAAUAAAUAUUGCUGCAACUCCAGAAGAUCAAAAGGAGAAGAAAAGAAAAAUCGAUGCCAAGUAUCGACAACGUUGUAAGAUAAGGAAAGAAGAGCUGGGGAUUAACUUGCAAAUUCUUCGGGAAGAAAAUGCUCAUUUGAAGAGGGAGAAUGAGUCUUGUAGGAAAGAAAAUGAUUCAAUGGCUCAAAAAUUGCAGUCAAAAGAAGUUGAAAUAGGGAACCUUAAAAGAGAUAUUGGCAACUCAAAGAAAGCUAUUUCUAAUCAAGAAAAUCUGUUGGAGUCACUGUCACAAAACCCUUUUGUGCAACAACUAAUGGAUAUUGAGAGGCAAUUUCUUCUAAAAGGGACAUCAAUUUGCUGAUGUGGUGGUUAGGGGUUAGAACCAGUUGUGACAAAUGGAGGAUGUUUUUGGUAAUUUGAUUUCUCGUAAAUUUAUUUAUUUAUGAAAAAAAAUGGGAUCGGGUUUUUUUUUUUUUAAUUUGAACUUUAAUUUUAAUUUGAGGAUGACUCCAUUACAAAUUGUAAGAAUACUCCAUCAAAAGUUAUUGUAAUUGAUAAAUGGGGUUGGGGAACAAAGGGUGCUCGUCCUUUUUCUUAUAGAUAGAAAAAAAGUUCCCCAUAUUUUCUUAAUAGUAGCCUAUUGGCCAUUUAUAAUUUCUCUUAGAUAAGAUUUUUUAAAAUUUAUCUGCUAUCAACCGAUAAGAUCUUUAAAAAUUUAUCGGCCAAUAAAACCAAGUCCUCAACAACAGGUUAAAAGGGUUGUGUUUCACAUGGUACCGCAGUGACCUCGUCAAACAAUGCAGCGCUUUGUGUAGUCUUCGUCAAUGGUGGAUACUACCUUCAUUUUAAAAAGAACUCAGCUCGCCCAUGAUUCCUCACAACCAUAUCUCACCAACAAACCCUCAAAUUAAAUGCAUUCAGCCGUCCAGUUCAGAUGCUAUUCAUCAGAAACUAUGAAUAUUUCUGCUGGUGCUAACAACUGUUCUGGUCUUGACAUUAUUAUGGG